Molecule: messenger RNA, 4101 nt
Organism: Sphaerodactylus townsendi
Lineage: Eukaryota; Metazoa; Chordata; Lepidosauria; Squamata; Sphaerodactylidae
Gene: SHISA5
Product: shisa family member 5
Exons: 6
Coding region: 80-820 (246 amino acids)
Biological process (GO): positive regulation of canonical NF-kappaB signal transduction
Cellular component (GO): endoplasmic reticulum
Source: RefSeq, a predicted model, not a curated record
CGCCCAUUUCUCGGCCGCAGGGUCGCCUUGGUGUGCUAGCGUGAGUCUCCGGCUGCUGUUUUGCUGCGUGGGGAAGACGAUGGCGUGUGGCCGAGGCAGCCGUCUGGCCCUGGGCGUCCUUCGGUCGCUGCUCUUGGUGGUGCUGCUGCCCGGCGGUUUCUGUGAAAACUGUACAGCAUACAAAGAUUCUGAUGGCCACUUAAAUACAGAAAAAUCUUGCCUGGAGUUUUGCUGUGGAACUUGUACAAGCCGAUAUUGUUGCUCAGAUUUCUUACAGAAAUUAGAUGAAGAUGUUCAACUUCUGUGUAAUGAGAUGUCAGAAAGCAUGUCGGAAGAGCCUGUGAUGGGAGAAGCAAUGAAGUUCAGAUCAGAUUUUGAUGAUUGGGAAGCAGAGGCAAAUAAAAGCUUUGGGACCUUUGUAGCAAUUGGAGUUACACUCUUUGUGCUGUUUAUUGUGACUGUUAUUCUCUGUUUCACCUGCUCCUGUUGCUGCUUGUAUAAAGCAUGCCGAAGGACACCACAGCCUAUUGUAACAACUACUACAGCCACAACUGUGGUGCAAGUGCCAUAUCCCCAACAGCCUGGGACAUCACCAGGUUACCCUGGAGGUUACCAUGCAGGAUAUCAUCCUGUGCCAGUGCAGCCACAGCCUGGAGCACCAGUAGCACCCUACCCGACACAGUACCCUCCACCUUACCCCAUGCAGCCUGCAGGACCACCAGCCUACCACGAAACAAUGGCAGGUGCUGGAGCUCCCUAUCCAACAGCACAGCCCCCCUAUAACCCUGCAUAUAUGGACCCUCCAAAGCCUUCUUAUUAAAUGGACCACCUGCUGUGUGUCUGCACAGAUUUCUUCAAACUGAAUCCAUUGUGAGGCACGCUGGCUUGAAAUACUAUUCUGUUACAGGAAGAAGAAAAACAGUCACCAAGAAAUAGUAGUCUUUAAAAAUGUCUUUAAAAAAGAAAUAGUAGUCUUUAAAAAAACAAAGGGGGGGAAAAGAUCCUCCACUUGGGUUUACUUUCCUAUACCUCAUACCAGUAAAAUGAUAUUCAAGAGUUAGAAAGAGAUGAAAGCAAGAACAAUUUAAAAUAAAAAUCACAGAUAUAUCCUGCAAUACUUUGAGGUCCAGUAAAAGGGAAUGUUCAUGAUUCUGUCAAUCAGAGAAAACGAGAGCUAUGCCUUUGCAAAAUCUGUGUAAAGCUUGAUAAUUGUGGGGUGUGUGAGUUUUCUUUGUUUGUUUUGGACUACUAUCAUAAAGUAACUUCAGAUGGAAAUAUUGUUUGUUAGAAAGUUUAGUCUUUAGCAAGGAAUACUGCAACUGUGUUGUGCAAUUUUUCUGUAUGUUAUGUUAUUCACUUCACUGUAAGCUUUUCUGAAUUUUAAUGUCAACCAUGUGAAUUUUCUUUGUUUUUGCAUUGUUUUUGUUGUUUCACUUUAAAAGAUUAGCAUUUCAGUUUUUAUCCUUGUGAGAAAUUUUUAUCUUUCUGCUAAAAGUAUACCAAAAGCAUAAUGUUUCAUCUGAUGCUGAAUAAGAACUGUCAAAUGAGAACAUUCUAUUGUUACUUCAGAAUAUAACUGUGUUAUACAUAAAAUAAUUUCCCCCCACAUUUUAGAAGAAUCUGUUUGUCAUCUGAAAAUUAAUUUCUUAGUCUUUGCUUAAUCUUGCUUGUUGCUUUGGAUUCUGGAGCAAGUAACCAUGAAAAAUUAGAAAGUCUGGCCUGAACUAUUAAAACAACAGUUACUUUGCACGUGCUUUGUGUUCUGUAACAUGUAUGCUAACAGAGAUGCUUCAGAUGGAAGAUAACCUUUGAAUUAAAUGCUAUGUUGUGAAGAGGAACAAAUCUGAGAAAUCAUAUUUUUUAAACUUAAAAUCUGUUUUACACAACAGAGUAGUUAUUUUCUUGUCUUGAUAGCCACAGCUGACUCGUUUCAAACUUGGCUGAAUGGAGAGAAACUGGCUUCGUGGAAUUAGAGACUUGAUGACAAUAUGCAUUAGUAAAAAGGCAUUUCUUGUUUAUAUGUUGAAACUUGAGACCAAAUUAUGUAGUAAGUUACUGAAAUACUUUCAGCACUGCAAACUGAAAGUAUGUCGGAGAGGCUGUGAUUUCUGAAGUUAAAUGGGAACUUGGAAAGAUCUCUAAAAUUUGGAAAUGACUGUGUGUGUUAUAAAAAAUAUCGGGGUAUUUAACAGAUAGAAUGCUCUUGAAGUAUGUCUUCUGAUUUUACAUGGUUGGUUAAGUAUCCAAAUUAUUUUAAUUGACUAAUAUUUUCAUUAUUCUAAACAGCUUUUUUUUAAAAAAACUGGGAAUAACAUUGUUUUCUGCUCUCACUCUCAAUCAGUAUUGCACUGACUGUGCUGUUGUCCUCUUUUAUAUAUCAGUCUAUGACCGUGGUGCCAAAGGCUGGCCACCACUGGUCUAUGACAAAAACUGGUGCUGUCAUGUUUUAUCUUCAAGAUACAAUUUAAGGCACAAAGCAACAGUCUUUCUUCCCCUUUGCUUUUUAUUUGUUGUACUGAUAUAUACAGUCCCUUAAAAUUUAGGGUUUAUUUUUUACGUACUUCUGAAAUCAGUGAGAAUGAAAGAAAUAUUGAAAUAAUUGCCCUGCACAAUCGAUGGCACACAUAGUUUUCAUUCCAUAGUUCCAUAUGAAGGUAUCCAAGUACAGAAUUCUAGCAAACGCCAAGGAAACAAAAAACAGCUAGUAGAUCUGUUUGAUUGCCUUGGAGGGGGGAGUAAGUAAGGAGACAGAAACAAGUUUUUACAUUCCUAUUUUUAGGAGCUGUUAUUGUUUAUUACAGAUUGAUUCUGGAGUUACGAAGCUGUAAUACACUUCUCUGAGCAGAAAACUACUUGAAGAAAGUCACUGUAACCUUUGUACUACUUUAAUGGUCAUCAUUCUUCCUGUUAUUUUGCUGUGAUACAAUCCACAUGUGAAAUGACUAUUUUUUAUGUAAGGACAGCCCUAUGUGUACUCAUAGAAUGCAGCCCUUUGUCUAUGUAUUUUGUCCACAUGAUGGUAAUAGAGAAUAAGAAAGAUAUCUCAUUAUAAAUAACAUUAGAUACAUUUCCAUCAACAGUAAAUAUAGUGUGAAAUGAAAGGAGGGACUUGAUAAUUGCAAUACCUUUGGUAACAGAGAUAUGUUUAUAGAUUUCCACAGGUUAUAAAGAGAAGUCUUUUUAAGCUUUAUUUUUAUUUCUGUCUUAACAUAUAAGUAACAGUGUAUACAUUACAGCUGAAAAAAUGUUUCCUCAGCACCCCCGAAGACAUCUAAGUGAUGGGAGCUAUCUUAGUACAAGGCAGCUAGCAUACUGUCUGAUUGUAACUUUGUUGCUGAUCAACCAUUGCUUCGCAAACAGCCGUUCCUGUUCCCAGGAAACAUUUGAAUGAUGUGAAACCAUAGGGGAACCUGUAAUAAGGAUGCCCACCUGCUUUCUCUUUCACUCUCUGUGCUAGGUGGAGAGAUUCUUUUAACUAUUGCAUUGACUUUCAUACACCUUGAGAAUUUUGCCACUAUUGUGCACCAUGCAAUCCAGUGCACUGUCAUGUGGUUUGUUUAGAAAUAUGCAUAACUAAGGACAGUAUUUGCUUAUGUACUGCUCAUAUUUCUGCGUUGGUAAUCUUACAGUUACAUACCAGCAGCAAUUGCAUGUAAGCAGAAAUGACUGUGGCCAAUGAGGGACUUUUUAUUUAGUAUAAUAAAUGUGUCAAUUUCAUUACAUUUUAAAAAACUAAACCAGAAGGGAAAUGGAAAUUGAGCUUUAAAUUGUACAUGUUAUGUUUUUACUUCUAUUGUUGUUUGAAAAGUGCCUUUUCAGAAUUUUCUAGCAAGUUAGUCAACGUACUAUAUCAAUGAACCUUACAUUUUUGUAGACAUUCUUGAUUUUUAUACUUCUGCUGUGUACUUGGUUUGUUUCCCAUAGCAAAGAACAUCUAUUCAGUGGUUUUAAAUAACAUUCACAACUCUUUGUAAUACAUGUAGAUAGUUAAAAUACACUUGUUUUAGAUUAUCUGUUAUUAUACAAUUUAGAAAUAUGGCAUGCAAUCCUAUCCAUGUAAGGCAGUCACCCAAAUACAAAUAAAACUAGUUGCAAGUAAAA